CCUGUAAAACAGCUGUAGAGUUCUGCUCACCACACACCUCCAACACUCGCUCCUGAGGAACACAUGUCUCUUGUGAACUGAGUGGCGGGAGCUGUUGAGUUUCAGUGGGACUCCUGACAGCAUCCAGUUUGUGUGUGUGAGUGUGUCAUGAGUGUGUGGCCCCUGCUGCUGGUCUCUGUGCCGCUGUGUAUCUUCACACAGGCGCUGGAGAGGAUCGAGCUCCGCGAGGAUCAUGUGCUCACCUGUGGACAGGGUAUCAUUCACUGUGGAGUAAAAGCAGGUGGCCCUUGUAUUCUGGAGGACGAGCAUGUCUUGGUGAGCAGUCUAGACGCCUACGUUGUGCAGUGCCAGAAGCAGCAGGCCUGGAGCUUGUGCCUGAAAGUCCUGGUGAACGUCACAGUCACAGGUGCAGAUCAGCCUGUGACAAGUGAUGGCAGUGGUGAAGAAGGGACGGAGGACAUGCAUCACGUCGAUGUUAGUGUGUGUUACACGUACUCUUCACAUAGCCACUCCAGUGUGCUCCGCUUCACAGUCCGCUCUACAGCGUUUGAUGACAGCACUGCACUGCAGGUCUGGAUGUCUUUUGUGGUGAACAUAUCGAAGAAAGAACUCGGCAGUUUCGUCCUAGUCCAUUCUUCAUUCUCAAACUCCACUAAACGUGUCGUUCUCCCUUCAGAAGAGGAAGCGUGUUCCAAGGGUCUGGAUGCCAUCUUCUGUAAAGCAGCUCCCACACUGCUCAGGAAAACUGAUAUGGUGAGCGGAGCAGUGAUACUGUAUGUGACCAGCGCAGACCAAGAGAGGUUUCGGGAGUUCAGGGUGUGCCAGAAGCUGGACAGGAAGGGACACUGUGAUAACGUGGAAUGGAAAAAUGCCAGCCAUGAGUUUAAGAUUCCACUUGGCUCUGUCGCCCCCUGUCUGUGCUUUGAGAUUUGGGGACAGUUUCUCCGAGGAGAGUAUUGCCCAUUUCUGAAUGAACCAGCUGUGUCAGGCUCCAGCGUGUCCGUGUCUCUGGCAGAGAAUAAGACUCGUCUCCAGCAGCCGGCUCUGGUGUGGAGUCUCAGCGCCCCCUGCAGGCUGGAGGCUCAGCUGUGGUUGUGCAGGAAGGGCUCAGGACUGGACAGCAGCUGUCAGGCGGUCAGCAGCAUAUCUCCGGUCCUCACCCGGCUGAACGACAGCUGGAAGCAGACCGACCACACACACUGGAAGUUAGAAGGAGAAUUUCUACAAGUGGAUCGUCAUCCUUCACUGUGUCUGCAGGUUAAUGUGGCAGGAAUGGAUGGUUACCUGGGACCAGUGUGUCCUUUUGAAGUGUCGAGGGCUCGCUGGAGCGUGCCGCUGGUGCUGUGUGCGCUGCUCGUGGGUCUGUCUGUGCUGGCAGCCUACGCCGUGCAGGGGACACUGAAGAGCUGUGUGUUCAGAUGGCUGAAGGUGGACGAUGUGACGCCUGCUGCGGGGGGUGUGGAGGUGCUGCUGGUGUGUCCUCCCGAUGCUGACCGAGCCGUCGCUGACCUGGUGUGCCGUCUGUGCUCCAGUCUCUCCGCCGUGGGCUUCAGCGUGUCUCUGGACCUGUGGAGCCGCUCAGAGAUCAGCGCUCUGGGGCCCGUGCCCUGGCUGCACUCCUGUCUGGACCGGGUUCAGCGGCGCGGGGGCAAGGCGGUGCUGGUCCUGACCCAGGCGGCCUGUGAGCGGGCCGAGGAAUGGGGCUGUCGAGUCGCCCAGCAGAGACCAGAAGAAGAAAGACAGACGUGGGUAGACAGGGGUGUCCAGUCACCGACGUGCUCCGAGGUCUUCGACGCAUCGCUGAGCUGCAUUCUGGCCGACUAUCUGCUGGGUCGAGCUGGACAGCGCUUCAUGCUGGUCCACUUUGAUGGACAGAGCCCUGCGACGGCGCUGCCGGAGUUCUUCAGGGAGCUGCUUCUGUUCAGCCUGCCGUCUCAGAGUCUGGACUUCAUAAUGGAGCUGAGGCGAGGGGCUGGCGAGGGACACAGGGUGUCAGAGCGCUGGGGGCGAGCGCUGGCGUCCAGAGCAGUGUCCCGCUCGCUCCGAGGGCUCCCUCAGGUCUCUGUAGAGCCUGGGGCAGACGAAACUGUCCCGCUACACACAGACCAGACGAGCCCUGCUCUCCACACCAAAACAAGCUCUGAAGGAUGGGUCUAAACAUCAGGUCAGGUGGUGUAACAACAUCAGGUCAGGAACCACAAUAAACUGAUAACAAACACCACUCCAGUCCAUCAGUGAACAUCUGGAGAAGACAAAAGCUGAAACACAUCCAGCAUUAAGAGUCCAUGAUCCAUAAUAACACAUCCUCCAGUGAAGAAGUGCAUCUCCUGUCGUCUCUCACAUCAGAAUCCAGACACAGAUUUGUUCAGAUCUGUUUAAUCGCUGCUUGAUCUGUGCAGAUUUCUCUCCUGAUUCAGACCAGAACACUUUUUUCACUGGAGGAAGUGUUAUCAUGGAUUAUAGACUCUAUGUGUUUGAGUUAAAAUCAUCUUAAUGCUGG
Messenger RNA from Carassius auratus (goldfish), 2500 nucleotides. RefSeq lists its product as uncharacterized. The transcript has 16 exons. Gene Ontology annotation, molecular function: interleukin-17 receptor activity. The record is from RefSeq and is a predicted model, not a curated record. Lineage: Eukaryota; Metazoa; Chordata; Actinopteri; Cypriniformes; Cyprinidae. The coding region runs from base 148 to 2157 and encodes 669 amino acids.